Molecule: messenger RNA, 28340 nt
Organism: Podarcis lilfordi (Lilford's wall lizard)
Lineage: Eukaryota; Metazoa; Chordata; Lepidosauria; Squamata; Lacertidae
Source: the annotation of a GenBank genome assembly
CUGGCCGUGGCGUGAGGCGAAGGCGAGGAGCGAUGCCGGCGCUCUGGAGGACCGCGCGCGGGCUGCCGGGCCCCCUCCGCGCCCCGCUCUCGCGGCUCUUCCCCAGCGGGGCGGCCCAGGGCGGCGCCAGGCGCGUCUCCGGCGGCACUCCGACGCUCCGCGCACCCGGCGCUGCAGGUCCGUGGCGCCCGCGGAGGGGGUCGGGGGGGCGUCGGGGCUCCUGCUGAGGGAGGGGCCGGACCUUAUUCCCCCGUUGCCGCACCGAUAAGAAAGCGGGUGGUUUCGUGUGGCGGCGCCCGCUCUCUGGAACUCGCUGCCUCUGGAGGCAAAGCCGGCGCCUUCGCUGCUCUUGGCGUCUGCUAAAAAUAGUAUUGUUUAGACAAGAGCUACCAGGAUGCUUAGGUGAAUAUUGAUCCCUUUUUUAGCAUCUUAAACUUUUGUAGGUUUUAAAAGUAGGCUUGUGAAUUUGCUCUCAGGUUUACUGUUUUAUCUUUUUGCAAACUGCUUUGAGGUUUUUCUUACCAACCAGCGGUGUAUGAUUCUUAGGAAUUAUAUUUAUUUCUUUAUUAAAUUUCUAUACUACCCUUCAUGGCUUCAUCCAAAGAUCACAGGGAGGUUUAUAUAAAAGCACACAAAAAUACCGUUAUAACAAAAACAAUUACACACACCCCAAGUUUAAAAGGCCAAGCGUUUUUUAAUCACUCAAAGGCCUGGUUACAGAGAAGUGUUUUUGCCUGGUACCGAAAGAUAUGUAAAGAAGGUGCCAGGUGAGCCUCCCUGGAGGAAGCAUCCCACAAGCAGGGAAUCCCCUGCAGAAAAGACCUGCUCCCAUCUUGCCACCCUACGGACCUGUCACAGAGGAGGCAUACAAAGAAGGGCCUCAGAUGAUGAUAGCAGGGGAGAGGCAGUCCUUGAGGUCUUGCGGUCCUGGGCUGUUUAAGACUUUAUAAAUCAAAGUCAGAACUUUGAAUUGGGCCUGAAACUAAGUGGCAGCCAGUGUAGAUAGGCCAGGUUCAAUGUACAGAACUAUGCUGAAGUGGUCUUGCCCCAGUGAGCAACUUGGCCACCAAAUUCACUUUGAAGUAAUCUAAACUAGAGGUUACCAGAGCUAUCCCUGUCCAGAUAUGCGCACAGCUGGGCCACCAGCCAAAGCUGAUGAAAGGCACUCAGUAUCACAGGCCACCUGAGCCUCAAGUGACAUCAAAAGCUCCAGAAGUUCCCCCAAGUUACAUAUCUGCUCCUUCGGAGGGAGUGUAAUCCCAUAUGAUUAUCAUUAUUCUUUUUUUAUUUUAAAUAUUUAUUUCAUUGAAAUUUAUACACAGCUUGAUUUCUUGGGGGGGGGGGGACACUCAAAGCGGUUUACAAAAGAUAAAACAGUAAAAAUCAAGGAAAACUUGACAAGCCUACAGUGAUACCUCGGGUUACAGACACUUCAGGUUACGUGUUUUCGGGUUGUGCACCGUGCCGGACCCGGAAUUACCAGAACAGGUACCAGAAUUGUGACCCGUGUGUGCGCAGACGCAGCGCUGCGGGUUGCGAACGUGCCUCCCACACAGAUCACGUUCGCAACCCGAGGUUCCACUGUAUUUCCAAAAUGCUAAAAUGGAUUAAGAUUUGCCUCAACUUUCUUAAGCAUCUGUGUAGGUUUGUCUAAAAGAAAGGUGUUUGUAGCAGGUGCCAAAGGGAGUACAGUAAAGCCGCCUGCUUGAUCUCAAUAAGCAGGGCAGACACCUGAACUCAAGGCAGUUUGCAGAUUAAAAAUAAAGAACAGCUUAAAAACGUAAGAGGGGGGGAAAGAGAAAUCCCUGAAUAGGUUUGAUCAUUGGUUCUCCUUGUAAAAAACAGUAGACAAACAGAUCCACCUGUUACCUUCUCUGAAGAAUAUUUACCGUACCUGCCUAUUUAGAUGAUCAUUGUAUCUGACGGGGUUUUAAUGCUCAGAAGCUUCUGCUGCAAUAAAUGUGUUUUAGGGUACCACAAGAUGAUGAUGUUGAUGUUUGCAACAAUUAGUAUAACGCUUCGGCUUCUCAGACCAACAGACCAGCCAAAAAUAGAAAACCUAUAACUUUAAAUAAUGUCUUGAAAAUCUUGUUGAUAGUGUUUGAAAUCUAGUGUUGCAUAUCGUGUGUUUAAUGGAAGAUGCAGGAUCUUCUGGUUGAGGAAAAAUAGUGUCAGCACAACUCUAACUAGAGCUGCCCCCUAAAGAUUAUAAUUGUGUACAAACCUGCUUAAAUUAAUGGGCCAAAUUCUCCAUAGAAUUAGUUUGUAGUCAUGCAAACAAAAUGGAAUACAGUGGUGCCUCGCAAGACGAAAUUACUUCGUUCCGCGAGUUUUGUCGUCUUGCGAGUUUUUUCGUCUUGCGAAGCACGGUGUCGGAAAAGUUUUGGAAAAGCUUCAAAAAUCACCAAAGUCUUUAAAAACCUCAAAAAGGCUACCACACCGCGUUCUAUGAGUUGCUCCUCGAAGUCAAGUCGCAACUGUAUUAACGGUGUUAAGAAAAAGGAAACAAACUUGCAAGACGUUUCCGUCUUGUGAAGCAAGCCCAUAGGGAAAAUCGUCUUGCGAAGCAGCUCAAAAAACCCUUUCGUCUAGCGAGUUUUUUGUCUUGCGAGGUACCACUGUACUCAGGAUGUUCUAAAUGUAUUUCCUCUAGCUCCUCCUGACUGCUCUUGAACAGUUUUUCUCAUUAUGAGCUCUUUCAAGAUGCCUCAUAGAAUGAAUUGCUACUUUUUUGCUAGGAAGCUUCACUAUGUCUCUGAGCAGUGCUCCUUCAUUAUGUAAGCUUUUGCCCAUUGUUUGGCUCUUUCACACUAAUGGCUGUUGCUGCUUUGAAACUGGGAUGCUGCUGUUAAAGGACACUGGAACAAGGGAAUGGUUGUGCCUUUAAGCUGUAGCUAGUCAAGUAGUUUUGUGGAACCCCAAGUAAGGAAUUUAAACCACUGGCCAGUCCAGUUUGGGCACUGUAAAAAUCAGUGGGGAAACUGAUGAGCAAUAGCUAUGUAACAUGACUAAUGACAUUAAAUGUUAUCUAGCUACCUUGUGCAAUUAAUUAAUUAAUUAAUUAAUGCUUUACAUCAUUUAUACCAGGCACAUACAAAGUCUGUCCGGGGGGUGUGUGUGCCUAAUCUGGCCCCUGUGGCAGUUUAUUUCCGGGAGUAAAAUCCUUAAAAAAGUCAAUAACUUUGGUCGGCCCUCACAGCCCUUCACUUCAUCAAAUCUGGCCCUCUUUGAAAAAAGUUUGGACACCACUGAUUUAUGCAAUAACCACCCUAGUAAGCCUUAUUGAACUCACUGGAACUUACUUUUGAGUACACAUAUAAUAGGAUUGCGCUAUUAAUAUUCAUGCCCAUAACUGGCAUCUCUAUAAUUUGUUUUGAUAAUAUUUUAUCCUGUGUUGAAAAUGUAUUACCUUUCUUAUGAAUGUAAUUAAGUAUAAUUGUUUUUUUCUCUACACAAGAUGUCAAUAGUUUUGUUUCCCGGACCAAAACUUGUGGGGAAUUGCGCUCUGCUCAUGUAGGUCAGGAGGUCACCCUGUGUGGAUGGAUUCAAUAUCAGAGGUAAAUAAAAGCAUCCAGGAUUGUAAGAUUGAAGGUGUUAUGGCAAACCUUAAGUUGGCUAACAGCAUUAGAAUUGCUUUCCAGAGUCAAAACUAGGGUCCAUCUAUUCUAGUAUCUCUUCUGUGAACUGAAAAAAUUACGGAAGUGUUGUAAAUAGAUGAGACUUAAGUACCAGUUCCCACAUUGUUAACCUUAGCCAAGCACAAUUGGAGGAAACUGAUUUUCUGGACCCAUUUCUGCUGAUUCUACUUGAUCUCUUGAUGGCUUUCAAUAUCCUUUUUGUUCCUACAGCAGUCUGCUUUGGUUGCUAGUGGUUUCACUCCAACUUGAAUGGUCAGUUCUGAAAGAGGAGAGUGUGCUUGUGGGAUAUAGCAUGUUUGGGACUCACUCUUGGGAAGAAGGUCCUAGCCUAGCCUUUCCCCUGAUUUUCUGAAGUUCAAUAUGCAGAGAUUUCUUUUCUCUUGGACAUGAGCAUGAAAUAGUAGCCUCAGGAACUCUGUAUUAUAUUAUUUAUCUGCAUAUGUAAACUGACCUCAUUUAAGCUUGCUCUAAUGUAGAGGUUUUACCUGAAGUAUUACAAACAUUUCUGUUUGUGUCUCCUGUGAUUAGACAGCAGCAGUUUGUGGUUUUGAGAGACUUCCAAGGACUCACCCAGAUUAUCAUACCUCAGGAUGAGGUGAGCUAUCAAGGCUUGCUUCUGCAGUUGCACUGGUUAAAUGAUUUAUUGUCGUCUGUCAUGUUGCCCACCAAGCAUUGCAAUUAUUCAAACAUAAUUCUGAUUCUGAAUAUGUAACAGCAAACUUGAUUUCCCAUAACUACUUCUGAUCAUUUACAAGUGGACAUACAACAUAUAGAUGUUCAUUCUGUGUGACUACACACAAGAUUUAUCAAUGAAUAUACAAUCAUAAGUAGGUUAUUUUUGCUUAUAUUCUGUGCUCAUUUUAAAAGAAAAGUAUUAUCAUUGGUGCCCUUAUUGGUGUUAUGAAUACACUUAAACACAUAAACAGUGCCUGAAAAGGGCUUUGGGAUUCUUGUAUUGUUUUUUAUUUGUAUAUUAUAUUGUGUUACAGUUUGAAUUCUAUGAAAUGUAUAAGCAUUAAAAGAAGCAAUAAAAUACAGUGGGACCUCUGGUUACGUACUUAAUUCGUUCUGGAGGUCCGUUCUUAACCUGAAACUGUUCUUAACCUGAAGCACCACUUUAGCUAAUGGGGCCUCCCGCUGCCGCUGUGCGAUUUCUGUUAUUAUCCUGAAGCAAAGUUCUUAACCCGAGGUAAUAUUUCUGGGUUAGCAAAGUCUGUAACCUGAAACGUCUGCAACCUGAAGCAUCUGUAACCCGAGGUAUCACUGUACAAUUAAAAAUUAUACAACAUCUAGCACAGUGUAUUACAAAUUCUACGGCAGGCAGAAAAACCAUCUCAUGAUCUCAGCAACUUUCAAGUGGUCUGGGAUCAGGGGAGUUGGGAACCGCUGGCCUACAAGGAUAAUGCAGGGAAGUGAGCUUGACAGUAAGGUGGAGGAAGAGCAGAAGCUGAAUGUGACUUGUUUAAAGGUAGAAAUCACAGUCUGCUGUUUAUCUUGCCUGCCUGCCUGCCUUUUUCUUCUCAUUUCAAGUAGGAUAAAAGGGGGUCAUUUAUGCAGGCUAAGCACCCGCAGAAACUACGAGCCAACUCUAUGCUUACUGCCUAGGAUUCUAGAAAGGAGUGCUGGACUAGGUGGGAUUUGAUCUGAUUCAGCAAAUCACUUCUUAUAAUCUUAAAAUAGAAUUCAUCAGCAGGAUACUUCAUUCUUGCUUGUGAAUUUUGGGCUGUGCAAAUUCUGCUUUGGCAGAGGAGCCUAAUAUUAGACUGCAGUACUGAAAUUGGCCCACAACUAAGGUAGCUCAUCAGUUCUAAAUCUGUGCUCCUAAACGAUGUACCUAUGCAAUCUUAUGUGUUGUUUCCGUCUUUCUGCAGGCAGCUUCCCAUUUGAGGAAGAUCUUGUAUGACACUCCAGUUGAAUCUGUAGUGAGGCUGACUGGAACUGUUGUCCCCCGGCCUCCAGGACAGACAAACCCCGUGCGUACUUUAAGGAGAAUCUCCCCCUAAUUUUAUCUUAGUGUAACUUGGCCACUUCAAGACACUACAAACUGUUUCCCGAAAGCUGAAAUGUCUCCUCACAUGUGACACAGUGUUUGGGUUUGGGAAGUGUGGGUCUGGAUUUGUAUUGCUUUGCCAUUUACUGCUAUUAUAUUUGAUAAAGGCCUGGCUGAUAUAUUGAUAUACAGUGGUACCUCUAGAUGUGAACGGGAUCCGUUCCGGAGCCCUGUUCGCAUCUAGAAGCAAACGUAACUAGCAACGGCACGUUUGCGCACAUGCACAUUGCUUUUCACCGCUUCUGCGCAUGCACGUGACGUCAUUUUGAGCCUCUGCGCAAGCGGUGAAACCCGGAAAUAACGCGCUCCGUUACUUCCGGGUUGCCGUGGAGCGCAACUUGAAUGCGCUCAUCCCGAAGCACAUUCAACCCGAGGUAUGGCUGUAUCGCCCAGGAUCAGUAUGAGGAGUAGACCGCGAUGUCCGCUUCACUCAGCAGUAUAUUGCUGGUGAAACCGCCACAGCUCCUGAGUACCUCUGCUAGCAGCAGUGCUUUUUUUCUAAAAAAAGGUUUAGGGAUACUCUCAUUUUCCUACUCCUAUUGAAAUACUGCCCCUCAAUAAGGCCAAACUUAGAUUCACAAAAUGUUUAGGGGUGCAUUUUGGGGUGCACAAAAUGCAUACCUUGUGUCCCCCAGAAAAAAAGCACUGGCUAGCAGUGUCUGCUAGAGUUCCUUCCUCCAGCGGUGCUGCUAGCAGAGGGACUCGGGAGCAGUGAGUGAAAUAUAUUGCUGAGUGAAACUGCCAUCACACUCUGCCCUCAUACAAUGCGCCAACACAGCUUGUUCCUCCCUCUGCAUCUUUAAACUACUUGACUGAGGAGUAUGAAGCUGUCCUUACCUCAGCCGAGCAGUUAAAAAGGAGCCCUCAGCCCAGGUCUGGUUCCCAUCAGCCAGUGGCCGGGUGGGGGCUCUUUGAAACUUCUCAGCUGAGGGUGAGUGUGCUUGCAGUGGCGAAGCUGCACGCUCUGACACUGGGGGCGGAGAGGAGGCGGGGCUGUGACUGGCGCACUUCCGGGGGGCGUGGUAUGCGUACUGGGGGCGUGGCACCCGGCAUGGGGGCGGCUGCAAUGGUACCCUCCCUGAUGCGCCUGGGUGAAACCACCUCAGUUCUCAGGGUGAGAGCUGAGGGAGUUUCACCAGGUGCUUUGCAGGCAGAGGCCAAUGCAGCUUGUUUUUUCAACAGUAUAUCGCCAAACUGUGAUGUUUGGCUGGCGAUGCACUGUGAUGUUGAAAAGCUUAUAUCGGCCAGCCCUAAUUUGAUAAUAAAGGGCUGUAACCUCCUGACUUCAGCCUCACCUGAAGUUUCUGGUCUUGCUUGCUAAAAGUAGGCUGCCCCAUUUCCACUUGCCCCAGUGAGUGUAACUGCCAUUAUCUGGUCAGUAUUUGCCCAAGCCUGGAGCUGCAGAGGUGGGCAAGGAUUGCCCUGGUGGUUACUUAGCAACCCCCAUUCCCUCUACGACAACAACAAGGUUGAGAGGAAGGCUGGGGGAUCUUUGCUUCUGUGUGAUUCCACCUUUCUUCCUUCGAUCUUUCAUUGAAACCCACCUUUCUCAUGACUUUUGCUUGGCUUAGCCCCCUGGCUCCCGUAUCUGCCUGCAGCUCAGCUUAUCACAUGCAGCUGAAACAGUCACAUAUUUUUUCCAUGCUAACUUCUGCUUCCACUUCCCUCCCCUUUCUCUGUUUCCCAUAUGUUGCAUUUUAGAUUGUAAGUUCCUUGGCACAGAGACCUGCCUUCGGGUCCUGUGCACUGUGCCUUGCACCUUGAUGGCACUAUAGAAAUGAUUAAUAAUAAUGCUUAAAAUAAGCAAUGCAGGGCCAAAGUGGCUAGGGUUAGUUUUUCCUGCUAAAACCAAUUUCUGCCUUCCCUUCCCACCCCCAGUGGGGAGGAGACAGGAGGAAGAAUUAAUUGUCAUUCUAAAGCAAAAGUUCCCAAACUUAUUUGGCCUACCACCCCAUUCUCAGCAAAAAAUUACUCAUUGCCCCCUGGAAAUCUACCUUCUUUAAGUGAACAGAAAGUUGCAGUGACAAAUUUGUGUUCUUUUAUAUACUGUAUCUAUAUUUCUACCCACACCCUAAAACAUAAUAAAGAAAGAUGUUGUAAAUAAAACACCUUGAGGCUUGAAAUUAUAUUUUUUAUUAUUAUAAUCAACUGUAGUAACAUUCACAUUACAGAAAAUUAAGAUAAUGAAGGAUAAUAUUAAAAUAAAAAUUAUGUAUAACAUUAAAAAUAAUCCUAACGAAAAGGAUGAACCUGGUGUGCUGCUAUCAAUUUAUUAAUGUUUGGUUCUAAUUUUUGUCAGCAGCAUUCUUAAAUCACUGUGAUUAGUUAUUUGUAGUCAAUUUGUUUUUUUAGUUGACUGAUUUGCUUGCCACUGGCCAAAUAGAGAGGCAAGCUGUGAUCCACUUUCUGGGUCUGGGUGAAGCCGAAAAGGGUUCACUUAAGCCCGGGAAAACCCCUCACCUCCAGCAGCAGAUCCAGGGGAGGUAUCGCGGUCCCCCAACAGCGCCCAACCUGGCAGUAAGCCACACAACCGAUAAAACAUGUAUGAACGGUUUUUCAAAAUUUUCUUUCUUUAUGCUUCCACUGCCCCCUUAGUUUUAUUCAACACCCCCCAAUUGCACCCAAGGCUACUACCACGCCCCUGGAUCAUUCCAGCGCUCCCCACCACCCGGGGGUGGCAUCACCCACUUUGGGAAACACUGUUCUAAAGUGAAUGUUCUGUCAACACAAGGAUUUCAGCUAUUCUCUUCCACAUGCUGUUUUGGGGGUUCACCCAACAUCCCCCCACAUGAGGCAGGGAGCUAGUUGUGCUAGCAGAAGUUUUUGUGUUGGCUUCUGCUCGUGGGAUUAAUUAGUUGAUUCCGGCCCAGUGGUGACUGGGAGCUUGAAGCCUGCCUUGGCCUUUCACGUCCAGCUGAACUGCAGGAGGUGUGGCAUGUUGCCUUGUCUCUGUUCUGGCCGGGUGGUUUAAGCCCAGGCAAGCCUUCAUCUUCAAAAUGGAGAAGGGAGACAGAAGUUUGUCUUUCCAUUGGAUAGGCUUAACAAAAAAUUUAAACCAGUAAAAUAAUAAAAAAUGGCACAAGUGCAGAUAGCUAUUGGACCAUCAUCUCAGGAAGGUAUGUAAAAAUAGUGGUGAUUAUUUUUCUCUUUUUUGUUCAUUUUUAGAGAUUGCCUACAGGUGAUAUUGAAGUUAAGGUGAAAACAGUAGAGAUCCUGAACUCCUGUAAGAAACUUCCUUUUGAAAUAAAAGACUUUGCCAAGGUGAUUUUCUCUUUAUUUCUGUGUGGUUGGCUGUUUGGUACAAAGCAUAUUUGAAAUUCUUGGGUGACCUUGUUCUUCCAACCUUCCUCCUGUCCAGUCUUGUAGAAAGAAGGUUUGGGAAGAAGCGUGUGUUGAUGAUGUACAGUUCCAAUUAACAGCUUUGGGGAAAUGUUCCAUAAUUUGUCUUCAACUGAAAAGAAUGAUUAGCGAUGGCUGGAGAGCAAAGGAAAUAUGUGAGAAUUAUUAUCAGGCUUCAGAAAUACUUCCAUGACCUUAUGAUCAUGUGGUGGAAUGCCUUCCUUACUGAAAUUCAAGAGGCUCCAUCACUACAGUGGACGGUCGGGUUGCGAACGUUUUCUGUGCGGUAUGCACGUUCACAACCCACAGUGGCGCGUCUGCGCAUGCACGGGUUGCAAUUCGGCGCUUCUGUGCAUGUUCGACCCCCAAAACCAAAAUAUUAUGCAAAAUUUGAUUACCCUUAUCACAUAUAUAUAAAAAGGCUAAUUGAAAAGUUGGGGUAAUACGUCCGUUUAAGAUCUUAUCAAUAUCUCUGUAUAAUGUUGCCCAGAUUUAUUGAACUCCAGUACAGCUGCACCAUAGGUAGAGAUACGAUCCAAUUUCUGAACAUCCCCUCCACCACCUUAGAAGUGGAGAUGAAUUUAUAUAAAAGAGUCUUCUAGGAGUCUUGUACUGCUUAUGAAUCACCUUUAACGACAGUUCUUUAUGUUUAGCUGAUAUAUUAUGAGAAGAAUGGUUCCCCCCCCCCCCACAUGGCUAAGUAUCUUCAGUUAUGUCACAUUCUAAAUCAGUGUUCCAGGACAUUUUUAAACCCGUUUGGUGUCUGGGUUCAUAUUUGAGCAAAAUUUUAUAAAUAUUUUAGAUUAUACCUUUUGAAUAGUGUGAAAAAAUAAGAAUUAAUUUUUCAAAAUGGGAAAAAUUACAUGUGGGAGAGGUCUGAACCAUUUUGCUGUGAAGAAAAGCACUAAUUUGUUGCCAUUUCACUGUGAUGUGGAUGAUUCCUAAUUUAUUUUUAAUUUCCUUUCCCCCCAUAGGCUUCCCAUUCAUGUACUUUCUUGUUUUUUUCUUCUGACCUACAACCCCUUCCCCUUCUCAGAAAAGCGAGGCCUUGCGAAUGCAGUAUCGCUAUUUGGACCUGCGGAGCGCCCAGAUGCAGUACAACCUACGAAUGAGGUCCCAGGUGGUGAUGAGAAUGCGGGAAUACCUCUGCAAUCGUCAUGGUGAGAGAAGUGCAGAGAAGUGGACAGGGGGUGUAGCUCAGUGGUAGAGUACCCGCUUUGGGUCUCUUCUCUGGCUCAUUCCUUGACAGGCCUGAGAAUAUCCCCUGCCUGAAACUGACAGUACUGUUGACAGUAGAUGGACCAGUGGUCUGACCUGGUUUCAGGCAACUUCCUUUGUUUCUAACUCAUAACAGCAAUUUAGUAAUGCCUUUUUUUUUCUCCUUUUACUCAAUAACAAGUGAUAUAUGAAAUAUGUUUUAGGCUUUGUGGAUGUGGAAACGCCAACACUAUUCAAGAAGACUCCAGGGGUAAGUAUUUUCUCUGUGUAUAUUGCUUUGUAAAAGUUUCUAAUUGUUUGAUUCAGAAAGGAUUUUCAUCAAAGUGGGAGGUUGAAGACAGCCAUUACUCUUCCAGAGUGUCAGAGAUUAUUUGAAGCCGCUGUCUCUGCCCUCAAAACAAAUAUUUUCUCUCUCAAUCCUGAGUUCUGAAAAAGAGGGUGAGUUCUGGAAGAAGGGCGUUGGUAUGCUAGCAGAAAUUUGAGUUUUAACAAGGGAAGAAAAGAAAAAGCAAGCAAGUCCAAGUUCAGGUUCUGGUCAGGUAAUCUCAGGCAAGACAUGGAUCAGUUUGCAUAAAUCAAUAUUCCCUGCCUGACAUCCUCUAGAUGUUUUGAGCUACCACCCCCGUUAUCCCCAACCAUUAACCCUGCUGGCUGGGGCUGACAGGAAUUGUGGUCCAAAACAUCUGAAGGGGAGCAGGUUGGGGGGAAGUUGCCAUAAGGCAAGGACAAGCAGAUUAGAGGUCAGAUUCUUACAAGGCAAAGCAAGUAGCACCCUGGGGAGCUGCAUCUGAAGCUCAGACUGAGCAGGCUCCAGUGUUGCUUUCAAGCAAACCCAGACGGAGCCUUCUUCAGGGGUACAACUCCGUCUGAGUGGCUAGCUGCACCUUCAGUCUUGUCUCCAGGAGAUGUGGAAUUGAAUCUCAAAGAAUCAUAGAAUUGUAGAGUUGAAAGGGACCCCAAGAGUCAUCUAGUUCAAUCCUUUGCAAUGCAAGAAUAGAACUAAUAGCACUAAUAAAACUGGACAUCAUAGUUUAAGAAUAGAUGUAAGGGUCCAAUACAUGUUGAGGGGGGCCUUCCCUUCAAUAUUCCCGUGACAGCUGUUUUGCUGUAUUCGUACUGUUGUUGGUGACUGUCUUGAACAUCACUUGUUGAAAAAAACAAGUUACAGGGUUUAACUUAAUAACUAAUAAAUUAAAGCUUAGCUCUAUUGUAGAUAUUUCUGUUAGAUCAGGGGCCUCCUGUAUGGUGGGUGGGAGGAACUGUGUGUACAAAGUUGAAUCAUGUUUACGUUAUUUUUUAGUUGCUGGUUUUCUUAGCAUUGUUUUAUAGAUUGUAAUUGUUUUACUGGUGAUAUUUAUUAAUUAUAUGUUUUCUGCUGUACUUGUGAUGUUCCAUUAGGUUAUAAUUAUUUAUUUUUGCAAGCCACAUUAGGGUUUGUUUGAGUGGAAAGCAGCUUAGAAAUGCAAUCACUCAAUCCUGGGGGGGUCAUGACACUUGCUUUGUGAAGGGAUGAUUAAGUGGAUUGUGGGAGUUUUGUGCCUCUGGCCUCAACUCCCAUGGCGUGUGGCUCCCACUGCCAUCUGAAGUGGGGAAGCCUCUAGGAGUGCUUCAGACCAUGGAUCUAUUAUUGUGCAGGGUUUCAGGAGCUAGGGAAACUUACACACACAGUGUUCCCUGCCUUAGGUGCCCCACACUAAUGUGUAGAUGGGGGUCAGGUGGAGCCAUAUGCCAUGCAGUGCCCCUUCAUGCAAGUGUGCAUGAAGUUUCAGGCUGAAUCAAAGAGAAGCCUAGUCGCCUUCUGAUGCUGAAUGUAUUACAACUUUGAGGGAACACCGAUGCAACAGCAUCCAUGAGAUCACCAGUCUCCCAUUUCUUCUCCACCACAAAACAGUUUUAGUUUAUCAUUUGUUAUUUAAUUUUAAAAAGGUGAACUGUAAAUAUGUGUAAGCUUCUGAAAAGAGGACGUGAACAUCCCACCUGACUUGCAAGGGGGGAGGUGAAACUAAGGUUAACAUGUUUAUCAGGUGAGAUUGUUUUGUGCCAAUAGAUGUGAAACUGGGUUCUAAGGGCAGAAGAAGAACCUGCUCUACCAUUGGAAAUAAAUAUAAUGUGUUUAUUUGCCUCUGGUGUGUUUUAGGAACCCACAUUAGUACUGACAAUUAUCAUUAUUGCAUGGCAACAACUGCGACAUGCAGGAGACAUGAUUUGGGUUUGGUGAGCAAAGUGCAUUAGUGGGUAAAUGCUGUGGGAGGGUGUUGAAUCUUUCAAAGGGAGCUUGGUGGAGGCAAAAAAUAUUUGGGGACCUGUUUUGUGCCUUACUGAUCUGAAGUAUAAGUUUCUGCAUUUUUAAAGUCACUGCAAUUCCUGCUGUCCUACCCUUCUUUUAAUACCAGGGUGCAAAGGAAUUUGUGGUGCCCUCACGAGAGGCUGGGAAGUUUUACUCACUGCCCCAGAGUCCUCAGCAGUUUAAGCAGCUAUUGAUGGUAGGAGGCCUGGACAGGUGAGUUUCUUGGGAACCUCCUGGUAAAAGGAAUGUUACACGAGUGUCUCCUCCUACAUCAGGGAAUGGAAACCCCGUUCCCUAGAGUGGGGUGGGGGUUGGGCGGCAGAGGUAACUUGUCACAGAAACUGACACCACCCUAAUAAGAAGAAUAGGGUUCACAAUAAAGUUGGCACUGCCUAGUACCUGAGGACAAGCCACUGCAAAUCUGCUCAGCAGGAAUGCAUUCUCACGGUGCUUUGGCAAGGUAAAGGGUAAAGGUAAAGGACCCCUGGACAAAAGGGCCCCUGCUCAUAGCAAUGUGAGACCCCCCUGCUGUCUCCUGAAUUAGUGGAGCAGUUGCACUGCUGAGUUGUAAGGCAAACAGAAGCAGCAGUAGAGACACAAACCUCAGCAGUGUGGCGGAGAAUCUCCUUUUCUCUUCUCCUCCCCUAGCUUUCUCUGGCAGUGCAGAGGAAUUGUUCUGCAGACAGGUCAGUGGUGACACCAAAUUAGAACUUGACAGGUAAUCAAGCCAAAGUGUGUGGAGCACUGAGUACUGGUUCAACGAUCAUGAAAAAUACUCACUUGGGCAUAAACCUCCUUCCUCGGACCACUGAUUAUUCCUUCUCUUCUGUGUCCACUAGCUUCGUGCUAGUUAUCAUAGCCACUACUCAAGCAGCUCUUUCCUUCUGCCUGCCGAUAGUGAAUAUCUUUGGGAAAAAUGCUAUUAAUACUUUGUAAGCAGAAUGGUGACAGUGGUGACCUUCAAUUCCAAUGGCAGGUACUUCCAAGUAGCCCGCUGCUAUCGAGAUGAAGGUUCCAAGCCAGACAGGCAGCCUGAAUUCACUCAGGUAAUUUAUAUCCUUUGCUAUGUAUUUUUUACAAUUUGAUGUAAGAUUUAAAAGCUCUAAGGAAAUCUUGGACACGUGAUCGGCACAACUUGUACAGCAGUUACAAGACAUGAUCUUUUUGUAACAUAAAGUGUCCUUUUGCUACAGUGUUUAAAACAGUAAUUUCUAACAUCCCAAAAACACAUUAAGGACCAAGCCAAAAAGUUAAGGUGUGUCAAGUGUCAAUUACUGUGGGAUUAGAACUUUGGCAAAAUAUUCCCUGGGAGCUUUUCACACCUGGGCAAAUUAAUUUGCUGUAAGGAAGGUUUCCUACUGUAAGCUUCAGAUGCAUCUGAUAAAGUGGACCGUAGAACCUGAAAGCUUAUGCAGUAAUAAAUGCAUUGGUCUACAAUCCUAUCCCCACUGACUGUAAGAGGUGUAGUUCCUUUGAAGGGUAUAUAUUGUAAAAAAAAAAGGUUUUAAGUUACAACAAGGAGUAGUGACAUUGAAAUAUUACAAACGAAUCUCCAGUGCCAAAUCCCCAAAGUGCAAAUCCUCCAGUUUGAAAUGGGUGCUGUGAACCUCAAUAAAUUAUUUUAAUUUAUUAUCUGUCCUUCACCAUAAGGUCCCAUUAUGGGCUAAAACAACUUAAAAUCACAAAACUAGGGUGGGUUGUAAAAAUAUACAUCUCAGGUGUUAAAAGUCAGAGGUGCAACUUCAGUAUUUGUUGAAAAAUGUAUAGUGGUUAGGUGCAAGCUUACUUACUUGAUUUGGGGUUCGGCAGCUGUCCCCCUGCCUCCCCUGGCUACGACCAUGCCUGGAAAUGAACUGGCAACCAGUGCAAUUGUUUUAAAACAUGUGGUCUGAAUUUUGAAGGGAACCCCAACCAAUAAUCUGGCUGCUACACUUUGGUCCAGUUGAAGUUUCUGAGUAAUCUUUAGGCACAGCACCACAUAGAGCGCAUUGCAAUAAUCCAGUCUAGAAGUUACCAGAGCAUGGAGUACAGUGGUCAGUUCCCCACCCUCCAAAGGGGCUGUAACCAGUGAGCUAGCCAGAGCUGAAAAAAGGUACACCUGGCCACUGAGCCUGGAUUCAAACACCUGUAUCUUUUCCAGAAUUUAGCUUCCAUUGUACUUCUCUUGUUUCAGUUAUAAAUAUCUAUUUUGUAAGAGUUUUAGAUACGGAAAAAUAAUGUUCUUAUGGUGCCUUUGAACGUUACUUAUUCCCCUCCCUUUUUGUCUCUCUUUAAUUCCCCCUCCCUCAAGAUUGAUAUUGAGAUGUCAUUUGCAGACCAAACUGGGAUUCAGGCUUUAAUUGAGGGCUUGCUGCAGUAUUCCUGGCCUGAGGAGAAGGGACCCAUCACAAUACCUUUUCCAUCCAUUACCUAUGAUGAAGCUCUGGCCACCUAUGGGACCGAUAAGCCAGACACUCGCUUUGAAAUGAAGGUGUGUUCUGGAAACUAAGUCCUGUUCAGGAAAGUUUACAGAGUUGGGUAUGAUAGUUACUUAUGUUUUAAUCAAAUUUCUUAACCAUCCUUUACUAUAUAGCUUUACAUAGCUGUAAGGAAAGAUACACAGGCUGCAGCCUACUGCUUUCCUCAGUUGGUGGUAAACCUGCUUCAAAGCUCUAAGCAACAAGUGCAAAUGCCUUUUCAAAAUUGUAUUAAAUGAUCAUUGUUUCUGUAUGUGCACAGAAAGCACAACAAGAGUUGCACAUAAAAGCAAGUAGUCUUUUUAGUUCCUACAGUAUCGCAAGGUCUACUUGGUCAGGUGCAUCAGUGAACUGUGGCCCACAAAAAUGUAGCACCACAAUAAAAAAUUGUUGUCUUUAAAGGGCCAGAAGACUCUCUUUGCAGCAAUGUUCAAAUCAACAGUGUGGCCAGGUGGGAGACCAUGAUUUGGCUAAACUUGUUUGGGGGGGCAGUUUAGGCAUAGGCCGCCAUCUACCCCCCUCCUUCAAGUACUGCUUUGGUGUCUUUGCUGCAGCAGACUAACAUGGUUAGAACUUGAGUCAUGUAAGGAAUAAUUAUUCCAAAAACUUCUGUUGUGAUUCACUGUGAAUGGGUGUGCAGGGGGGGCAGCAAAGAGUAGCUCUCUAGACGUUUACUAAUGUUGUGGCUUGUGCAAAAAUUGACAACUGGCAUGCAGAAAUAAUGGGGGUGGAGAAAUGAAAAGCUCUUGGUGGCCAAAGUGUGUGUACACAUCCACCAACAUCCCUGCCGGUUGCCUGUUUUUGCAGUGCUUGAAGGUGGUGGUUCAGCAGGCUAUCUCUCUUAUGUGUCAUGUGCUGCCAUAACAACCCUCCAACUUCUUACUUCUAAUGCUCAGAUCAUUGAUGUCACUGAUGUGUUCAGGAACACAGAAGUUGGAGUUCUACAGAAAUCUCUCAGUGAGUCCCGGGGCACCGUCAGAGCUAUUUGCAUUCCACAGGGAGCGGUGAGUAGUUCUGCUCUCUUUUCCAAAUGUUGUUUGUAAUGUUGCUCUUUAUAUACCAUCCGUACAAAAGGGUUCUUGACUCUUCCCCUGCAGAGAUCAGUAACAGUAGAACCAACUAUCUGACUAACCAACUAGCAACUCAGGUCAUGUGGGCAGGGGGGGGUGUUGCAGUGAUUUUUAGGAAGUCAUUAGUCUGCACCAGGCGUCCUAUUGGGAAGACCCAAUUUUCUGAGUGCAUGUUCUGGAAGUUGGGCAAUAGGGGCAGUACAGGAUUCCUACUGGUGUACCGACCUCCCCGCUGCACCAAGGAUUCCCUGCCCGAGCUGCUUCAGGUCGUGGCGGAUAUGCUCCUGGAGACACCUAGCUUGGUUGUCCUAGGGGAUUUUAACAUCCAUGCCGACACGACCUUACAAGGGGCCGCUCAGGACUUCGUGGAAAGCAUGGCCUCCAUGGGGCUGUCCCUGAAUAAGUUUGGCCCAACUCAUAGCCGCGGACAUGCCUUGGACCUGGUGUUUACCUCUAUGGAUGUUGGUGAUCUGACAUUAACUAAAAGCGAAACAAAAGAAGUGCCAUGGUCAGAUCACUUCCUGGUGCAACUGGACGUCUCCGCAACCCUUCCCCUCUGCAGGGAGGUGGGACCGAUUCGAAUGGUCCGCCCCCGCCACUUAAUGGAUCCAAUUGGCUUCCAGAGAGUGGUAGGGCAUGUUUUGUCCCAAGUUGAUGGCCUUUCAGCUGAUUCCCUGGUGGCCCGCUGGAAUGCGGAGUUAAACAGGGCUAUUGACUGUCUGGCUCCGAAGCGCCCUCUCCGAUUGCAUGGAGCCCGGACAGCUCCGUGGUUUUCCCCGGAGCUGAGGGUGAUGAAACAAUCGUUGAGACGGCUAGAGCGCCGGUGGCGGAAAACUCAUUCUGAAUCAGACUGGACACGGGCUAGAGCUCAACGUCGAGCCUACCAAGUGGCAAUGGCGACGGCGAAGAGGGCCUUCUUCACCGCCUCCAUUGCAUCUGCAGAAAACAGCAGCAGGAGACUUUUUCAGGUGGUUCGCAAUCUAUCGGAACCACCUGCACCACCGGGGCCUGGUAGGGACCCCAAGAUCUCCUGCAAUGCUUUUGCAAAUUUUUUGCAGAUAAAGUCGCUCAGAUUCAGAAGGAGGUAGACUCCACCGUGGGAGCAGGGCCAGGGUGGGAGAGUGCUAGAGUUCUGUCUAGUCCUGUUACAUGGGAUCAAUUCCAAUCUGUUACCUCCGAGGAUGUGGACAGGCUGCUUGGACAAAUGAAACCGACCACCUGUCUCCUUGAUCCUUGCCCAUCCUGGCUGAUAAAAGCGAGCUGGGAAGGGCUGGGUGAUGGGCUCUGCGAGGUGGUGAAUGCUUCCCUCUGUGAGGGAGCCUUCCCAGACCCGCUGAAAGAGGCGGUCAUUAAAACGCUUCUUUAAAAAACAUCUUUAGACCCAGCCAAUUUGGCCAACUAUCGCCCAGUCUCAAAUUUACCAUUCUUGGGCAAGGUGAUUGAGCGGGUGGUUGCCAAACAACUCCAAGCACGCCUGGAGGAUGCGGACCAUUUGGAUCCCUUCCAAUCGGGAUUCAGGCCUCACCAUGGGACUGAAACUGCCUUGGUCGCGCUGGUUGAUGAUCUCCGGCAGGCUAGGGACAAAGGUGAGAGCUGUUUCCUAGUUCUGCUGGAUCUCUCAGCGGCCUUUGACACCAUCGACCAUAACAUCCUUCUGGACCGUCUAGAGGGGCUGGGAGCUGGGGGCACUGUUAUACAGUGGUUCCGCUCCUUCCUCCUGGGCCGUGUUCAGAAAGUGGUGGUGGGGGAUGAGUGUUCAGACCCCUGGGCCCUCACUUGUGGGGUGCCUCAGGGUUCUGUCCUCUCCCCCAUGCUGUUUAACAUCUAUAUGAAGCCGCUGGGAGAGAUCAUCAGGGGGUUUGGACUGGGUGUUCAUCAGUAUGCAGAUGACACCCAGCUCUACCUCUCCUUUAAAUCAGAACCAGUGAAGGCGGUGAAGGUCCUGUGUGAGUGCCUGGAGGCUGUUGGAGGAUGGAUGGCGGCUAACAGAUUGAGGUUGAAUCCUGACAAGACAGAAGUACUGUUUUGGGGGACGGGGCGGGUGUGGGGGAACUCCCUGGUCCUGAAUGGGGUAACUGUGCCCCUGAAGGACCAGGUGCGCAGCCUGGGAGUCAUUUUGGACUCACAGCUGUCCAUGGAGGCACAGGUUAAUUCUGUGUCCAGGGCAACUGUCUACCAGCUCCACCUGGUAAGCAGGCUAAGACCCUACCUGCCCGCGGACUGUCUUGCCAGAGUGGUGCAUGCUCUAGUUAUCUCCCGCUUGGACUACUGCAACGCGCUCUACGUGGGGCUACCUUUGAAGGUGACUCGGAAACUACAACUAAUCCAGAACGCAGCAGCCAGACUGGUGACUGGGAGCGGCCUCCGAGACCAUAUAACACCGGUCUUGAAAGACCUACAUUGGCUCCCAAUACGUUUCCGAGCACAAUUCAAAGUGUUGGUGCUGACCUUUAAAGCCCUAAACGGCCUUGGUCCUGUAUACCUGAAGGAGCGUCUCCACCCCCAUCGUUCUACCCGGACACUGAGGUCCAGCGCCGAGGGCCUUCUGGCGGUUCCCUCACUGCGAGAGGCCAAGUUACAGGGAACCAGGCAGAGGGCCUUCUCGGUAGUGGCGCCUGCCCUGUUGAACGCCCUCCCAGCAGAUGUCAAAGCAAUAAACAACUAUUUUACUUUUAAAAGACAACUGAAGGCAGCCCUCUUUAGGGAAGUUUUUAAUGUUUGAUGCUGUACUGUUUUUAAUAUUCAGUUGGAAGCCACUCAGAGUGGCUGGGGAAACCCAGCCAGAUGGGCAGGGUAUAAAUAAUAAAUUAUUAUUAUUAUUAUUAUUACUACUACUACUUUUAGAAGACAUCUGAAGGCAGCCCUGUUUAGGGAAGUUCUUAAGGAUUGAUGCUUUUAUUAUGUUUUUAGAUAUGUUAUAAGCAACCCAGAGUGGCUGGGGAAACCCAGCUGGAUGGGCGGGAUAGAAAUAAAAUUAUUAUUAUUAUUAUUAUUAUUAUUACCAAAGACUGAAUGAAAAGUGAACAGGACUCAAAACACUAUUAAAUAUAUAUAAUGGGAGAUAUAUUGGAUUUAAUAUCCCGCUUUAUCACUACCCGAAGGAGUCUCAAAGCAGCUGACAUUCUCCUUUCCCUUCCUCCCCCACAACAAACCCUCUGUGAGGUGAGUGGGGCUGAGAGACUUCAGAGAAGUGUGACUGGCCCAAGGUCACCCAGCAGCUGCAUGGGGAGGAGCAGGGAAUCAAACCCGGUUCACCAGAUUAUGAGUCUACUGCUCUUAACCACUACACCACACUGGCUCUAUCGUUCUUAAACAUUUUUAUAGACAUAAACAUUUUUAUAGACAUAAAAAUAAAAUAGACAGGUCGAUCCCUGGUUGAUAGCGGUUGAUCGCGGGCUCGUUUUCCUCCGCGGGGGGAAAGGAGCACCUGGCCCCGCCCCCUCGCUCUGUCCUUUAUUCGCACACGAUUUCAAGAAGGAAAGACAGAGUUAACGCUCGCGGGUUUACUACUUGUUCAGCGAUUUAUGGCACGUGCCCCCCCUAUGGUCAUAUCAAUCACAAGUCUUUACUUAUGGAAAAAGGGGGUGUGGAAUGAUCCUGUCUUCAUCCCAACCUUCCUCCAAGGAGCCCAGGAUAGUGCAUAUGUGUUGUUGUUUGUUGAGCCUAUUUAUACCCCACAUUCUAAUGGGAGUGCUCAAGGUUGUUUACAAUGUAGUUGGGUUUUUUUAAAGUAUAUCUACAGUAAUGAUUGACAUGGUCUAUAUGAUGUUAUACUCAUAGCAAACCAAAGACGUAGACUAUGCUGCCCAGUAGACUAAUGGUAAUUAACCCAGAGCCACCUGAUGGCUGAGUUGAGGUCUCAGUGGUUCAAGUCCUACACCAGGGGAGAACCUGUGGCCCUAUGUUAUGUCAGGGCAAGGUAGGCAUCUAGUGGUCUACUUUGGGAGCCCUUGGAAUUUGGUGUUUGGUGUAUGUCACUUGGCUGUGUCACUGUUGUUACACUUUCAUAUAGUGGGGAGGUUGAACACAGCGCAGUUCUUCCAAUAAUGGAGAAACUUUCUUAACAGUUUAAAUUUGCAGGAGCUCAUGCAAAUAGAGGACUUUCAAAUACUUGCCUUUUUUCUCUCAUGUUGAUGGUACCUGAGAGAGGUUAUUCAUUAAACCUGGGCACAUUAAAUAUAAUUUUUGCACUGUCGUGGCUGUGCUUUUAUUGUACCUAAGAACUGCCAAAGUUUUCUUUGCCAGGAAUUACUGUAUUCAUUACAAGUUUACUUUCCUUGUAUUUUGUUGUUGUUCUCUUUUAGUUUUUGUUCAGCUAUCUUGCUUUGUAUUCUGCAUAUUGCUUUUAUAAGGUAAUUGAUUCCUUGUAAAAGUGUAACAUGGGGAGUUUUAAAAUACAAUGUGAAAAAGUUUAAUAAAAUAGGGAGCAUUAACCACCACCACUCAGCAUAAUUUUAGGAACAAACAGAUGAAGGUAAUAAUAAUGCCCUUCAGAGUAUAUAGGCUUAAUUGAAUGAUCUGUUCUUCUCUGUUGUUAUCUUUUAUUUAGAAACAUCUUCGGAAUAAAGAUUUGGAGUCAUUAAAUGAAUUGGCAAAAUCCCAGUUUAACCAGGUAAGGCACAGAAACUUCCACUACCAUCAGUACAGUGGUACCUCUUAUUACAAACAGGAUCCGUUCCGGAUCCCCGUUCGCAUCCUGAAGCGACUGUAACCCACGCAUGCACGGGGCACGAUUCGUCACUUCCGUGCAUGCGUGUGACGUCAUUUUGACAGUCUGCGCAUGCACAAGCAGCGAAACCUGAAAGUAACACGUUCCGUUAUUUCCGGGUCACCACGGAGCGCAACCCGAAGGCGCUCAACCUGAAGCAUAUUUAACCCGAGGUAUGACUGUAAUUUUCUUCUAAACUGCGUGAGAUGUGAUGUUGCUCAGCUCUCAUUCCUUUCAGUGAGGCUGGGGCAGGAGGAAUUUCCCAUUAAUUGAUUGUUCAUCCGCUGGUGUUAAUUUGAAGAGAGAAGAUAAGAGAGUUGAAUGCAAACAAUACAUGAGAACAAGAUCAAAAUUAAGUGAGAACAAGAUCAAAAUUAGCUCUGAGGACAGGUCUGUCCAGGACUACUAGCCAUAAGUGAUCAUAUUUGAUGGUUUUGAUCCCUGGAUGCUGGGGAUGAGGAGCGUGGAAUGAGUAUCGCCAUCAUGCUCUGCUCUGCAAGAAGUAGCUGGUUGGAGAUAAAAUGCUGCACCCAAAUCUGAUCCAGAAAGGCAUUUGCUAGUGUUUGCAGUCUUUGCAUUAAAUAAAAAUAUUCAAACAUUAUUAGACCAUGCAUCUUGGCCACCAACCACAGAACAAGAACGAGCACCUGAGGUGCAUAAGGAGCUGCGUAGCUGAGUGUGGAGUUGUGUAGCAGGAUUUCAGAGCUAUUUUCCUGUGUCUUUGCUCAUGGGAAAUAGAGUAUCUGAAAUUUAUCAGGUAACACUUGGGGUUUGAAGUAUUCUGGGGAGUUGGAUUGAGCUGUGCCAGGCCUUUCCACACCACAAUGGUAACUGCUUUAGAAUUAUGAUUACCAUUUGUGUCUCCUCUUCUUCAGUUUGCUCCCUACCUUGCCUCCUUUCCAUGCUUUCAGGAAUAUGGUCAUUCUUUUGCAGAAAGCCCGCAAGCAAAUGAUGGCUAUAUAAAAUUGGGUUGGUUUUUUUUUUUAUUAAACCUUUGUCAGUUGUGUUCAUUGCUGACAUGGAUUUGGACUACUUGUAUCUGCUUGCUUUUUCUGGAACUGCCUAAGUUUCCCUUCUGCCCUUCUCUCCUGAACAGGGAAUAUUGCACUUCAUUUUGAGGUCUGAUGGCAGACUUGGUAAGUUCCUGAAUGAAGAACAAAAACUGGAGCUUGUCAGAGCACUUCAGGCCAAUGUGGAUGACGUCGUGUUGCUGGCAGCUGGAGAGCAUGAGAAAGUGGUAAGCAGAAUAUUUGACUUUGUAACUUAUAAAGUAGCACUAUAUGCCUUGGCAGCUAAGAAGAUCAGGAGAAAAGAACUAGAUAAAAUAGCGGUCAGUUGCAAAGGUGAUUCGGACAUUUAAGCUGGCACAUUCUAUAUGAGAACCCCCUGCUAUUCUAUCGUAUGCAACAAAUAAUUUUUAGGAGAAGUGAUCGUGGUUUAUUGUAUCUGCAGUGUCUGAUGUUUUUAUGGUUUUUAUGCUUAUUGUUGCUUUUCUUUUUGUUCCCAUUGUGAAUGAUGCCAUGGCCUUUGGCUAGUGCAAUAAAGUUUAUUAUGAUGGUGGUAAGGAGAAUAUUGGGUCCCCAAGUCUUUUAUUGUUCUCAUCAGCAUAAUUACUGUCAAGUUUUCUGCUUGAUCAGCUGUUUCAGAUCAGCAGAAGAUUUGGCAGGCCCACCUCCUUGGUGGUGUUUAGACAGCAACCGAAGGCUGUUCAGUUCUGAUGUACCUAUCGCAUAACCAGUUUCAGGUUUUCCCACUCCCCUUUUGUAAAUCUGUUUUAUGUGCAGUUUUCCAUUAGUAUAUUAAAACACAUUAUUGUUUAAGAAGUGUGUUAGACACCUUGGAAUGGAAAGGCAGGAUAUAAAAUAUUUUAAUUCCUCAAAGUUGAACAUAGCCUAAGUACCAUAUAUGAUGACUUCCACAACCUUAACAGCUCUCCAGCUGUGUUUAGGCUGAUGAGUGGAAAGUUCCUUAUUCCUACUCUGCUGUAAGACUUUUAAAACCUUGACUAAUUCCCCCAGAUCAUCUGCAAGGUCAGAAUGUUUCCCAUUUCUCUCAUAGAGCCAAAGGAUGGCUUUAUAGCUGAGGCACUCCUUAUAAAACAGAGACCAUAUGUUAUAUCCCAAUGUAAUGUAGUUUUGAGAAUUUUUAAAGUAGGAAGUACAAACUCAAUGUCAGAUAACUUGGAUGCAAGAUGGCUAAAUAGCAGCUGUUUUAUAUUAGAAAGUGUUUUCUACCUUUUUUGAUGUUUGAAGAAAUGUAAGUUUAAUCCAAGAAAUCUUAAGUGAAGCAUCCACUAAAUUAUCUGCCUCUGUUAUUCACUCAAUAAAAUAAUGUGUAGAAUAUGAAUGUUGUUGCCUUAAGCUACAGUCUUUCUCUCUCCCCCCCCCCCCCCCGUUCUCUUUAGUGUUCUACAUUGGGAAAGUUGCGCUUGGAGGCUGCUGAUCUUCUGGAAGCAAGAGGCCUGUCCCUUCGCAACCCCUCUGCCUUUCAUUUCCUAUGGGUGGUGGAUUUCCCCCUUUUCCUCCGGAAAGAAGAAAACCCCAGGCAGUUGGAGUCAGCUCACCAUCCCUUCACUGCCCCCCACCCCUCUGAUGAGCACCUCCUCUAUACAGAUCCUGCCAAGGUGACUUGGUGCCUUUUUUGUUUUUUGUUUAGUGUAUUCAAAGAAGCCAUGCAGGGUUAGAAAAGGAAAGGCAAAACAGCCUUGGAGGAUUGUUCCACUCCCUUGAGCAGAUUUCUGUCUCUGAUGGAGCUAGUAUUCACCGUAGUUCAAAGCAUUUUUAUUGUAGCUAGUUUUCAAUAGCUAACAUUAAGUUGGUUUUACUUUUGCUGUUGGUACAAUCCAGCCCAUUUUUCUUUCAAUGAGAUACGUCACCAACCAGGACAGCUGGAUCCAUAACUUCCUGAAUCCCUAAAUAACUCUGCCUCACCUGGAUUUAUUGAUUCCAUCCAGGCACUCAGGAACUUCAUUGCAUAGUGGUGAGCUUUCACCCCAAAAUCUCCAGAAGAUCUUACCAAGCAGUUUCCUGUAUUGGUUAUAUAGUGUGCAGCAUAGGAAUUUGUAAGCCUAACACCCAAGAAGCCAAAUAGUAAUCCUUGCCAGCACCACCUUUUGGAAUCUACCUACAAGAUAGGAGCAAGAACGCUACUGUUGAGAGGUGUGUAAAUGGAAAACUCAGGUUCUUCCUGAAAAGCAUGGAGAGAUAGAAGGAAACCAAAGAUGUGUCAGCCUUACAGUUGAAGGAAAAUAGAGGUGGCAUCAUGCACCGAUGAUUUAUAGGAUUUAUUUUAAUGACCUGUGCUUUCAACCCAUUAAUUGCAGUGGCCCGUUGCAAUUCACUGGAUUUUAACUUUUGCUAGAUAAUGCUUUACAAUAUAAAAAUUGGUUUUUAAUAGAUGUUUGUUUUCACAAGCCUUGUGUUUUGAGCAGUAGAAGUCUAGAAAUGUAGCAGCAGUGGUAGAACUGGGGAAAUGUGGAAGUGUGUGAUACUGUGGAAUUACGUUACUUGGGUCUUUGGACCCCCAAUUUCUAUCUACCCUGUCUCUAAGCAAAUUUCCACCUAGUUCAAUAGCACUCUCAGGAGAGAUUGUAUUUCACACAGAUGCAAAGGGUACAAAGAGAAGUAUAUAGUCAAAUUCUCUUCCUGUUCUUUCCAGGUCCGCGGCCAGCACUAUGAUCUGGUGCUUAACGGUAAUGAGAUUGGAGGUGGCUCCAUUCGAAUACACAACGCAAAGCUGCAGCGUUUCAUUCUUGAGACAGUGCUGAAGGUAAUAGCAAAAGUGAUUCUGCAUAUUAUUAUUUAAAACAUUCAAUCAUACACUGCUCCUCAUCCUAUUGGAUUUCACAGUGAGCUUCAAUCAAUAUAUGAUGGUAUCAACCAGCUAGUCUGCAUGCUUAGUUUUUGCACAAUUUUUCUUGUUCGGCAGCAGCCUACUUCAUCAGAAGAGGGAGAAGAGGACUAUGCAGAUUGCAGCUCACAAGUGAAUUCCCUGUGUUUCACACUUACACUGAGAAAAUCUGAGCUGAGCCACACAUGCUCACAGAAGGGGGAGGGGAGCAGGGAUUAGAAAGCAGGUUUACCAAGUCUGGCCCUUUAAGUCAUGCUGGUUAUUAAUACUUGCUUUUUUCUAGGAGGACACAGAGCUGCUUUCUCACCUGCUUGAAGCACUGGACAGUGGGGCACCUCCGCAUGGAGGAAUAGCAUUAGGUCAGUAUCUGCUUUUACUUGAAUCACAAUGAACACUGACCAUCAACACUAAUAUUACUUUUCAUUGAUACAUUACACAUACCCUGAUGCUGGAGUGAUUAAACUAACAGUUCCUGAAUUAAUCUAGCCUUCCACCAUGCCCCAGUUGUAGUCCCUAAGAAAAACACGUUUGGAUGAGCAGCAUUUGUGGCAAUCUGAUUUCGCUGUGGGCUAUUUUAUUACCUGGGCACGUGUGUGUGUGUGUGCGCGCGCGGACUAACCUCACCCUUGUCAAAGUCAGUUCAGAAAAGCAUGUGGUUUUAACGCAAAAAAAUGUAUUAGACAUACACGGUACUCUUUUAAAAAGUCUGAUUGCAGAUUCUACACCUUGGGAAAAUUUGCACAUAAUCCAAGUGCUCUAGAUCACCACAUUGCUGCAAAAGCCCUCAGUCAUUUAAUCUGCGCCUCAAAUAUGUUUGCUAGUUAGACUCCCAAGUGCAAGCAAAACCGCUUUCUGAAUCUCAUGAAUAGAACUGCAGCCAACAGCCAUCCUGGAUGGGAAAGCCCUCACACCAAGAACAAUGAACACAAGAUCUACAUAUGUUCAUGCACACUUCCAGUCUGUUUUGUUGCUAGAAGCAGAGCUUGAAAUAAACAGUUCCAAAUGUGCUGCUUGUUAGAGGCCACACAUCUGGUGACAAAAUCAAACAUUAUUAUACUCGAGUCACUUUAUUUAGCAUUAUUGUUUGCAUGCACAAUAUAUAUUGGUCAUGGAAAGGUUUUGGGGCUAUGGAAGAAUGGCCUCACAGCCAGACUAAUCUUCCCAAUGCCCAUUGAAAUUUGAUGCUGCCACUAAUAGUCAAUGUCUGUCUUUUAGGACUUGACAGGCUGAUUUGCCUUCUAGUAGGAGCUGCAAGUAUCCGAGAUGUCAUUGCCUUCCCCAAAUCGUUCAAGGGAAGAGACCUGAUGUGCAAUUCUCCAGAUUACAUUGCCCCAGAAGAGCUUGAACCAUACCAUGUCAAGAUUGCAGAGCCCAUGCCAGAAGUGAAAGUGAAAAGUAACUGACUAGUGUACAUGACAGAAAUGAAGAGUAAAACAUCCAGUAGUGAACCCAUUGGAUUUUUGGAACUGUUAGGUUGGUCUCCUGUACUUGCUUUUGAUGGGAAAAUGGAGCGCUUCACACUACAGCAGGUCCCUUUGAGCAUGUCUGCUGGAGAAAUCAGGCACUAGUGACUAGAUGGGUGCAUGAGAAAGGGCAUCAGGGUGAGGUGUUAUCCUGUCUGUCCCACUCACAAGGGUUUUAAAAAAUCAGUGACUUGAGCCAAGUGAAGAAUUGUUUGUAAGCACAGGCUAUAAUUCAUUUUUUAUUGCAAGUUUUUGUACUAUUUUGUAAAACACAGUAAAAACUAGUUGUAUGAUUCAGAUUUUGGAGCUCUCAGAAGUGUUUAGGAAGCUAUUUUUCUAAUUAACUUUAGAUCCCACCUCAAGGUGCCAUACAUGAGUACUCUCAUUUUACCCUCAAAAUACUGUGAGGUGGGCUCAGCUGCUUCAGUAGCAUGACAAUUGGGGGGGGGGGUAAGUAGGGCAUCAGAACAUAAUAAACCAUAAUAAACUGCUAGCUCUUGCCCAGCGCAACUUUUUAGAAUAAUUAGGUCUUUACAACUCUAGAGGAACAGCCAAAUUUAAAUACGAAUUUGACCCACAGGUGUGAGGCAUUUGCAAGCUUUUUUGCGGAGAAAGUCUUGCUGCUCCGCUGUGACCUCCCUUCCAAUUUGGAUACAGUAACAGAAUUGGAGGCUCCUCGACUGUCCUUGGGUCCAGUAUUGGACCACUUCGAUCGGAUUCCUCCGAGCUGGAAGGCCCACCACUUGCCCCCUUGACCUGUGCCCGUCUUGGCUGAUUAGAGCGUGUCCAGACGAGGUGCAGGCCCCCCUGGGUGAGAUCAUCAAUCAGUCCCUUGGCACGGGGACUUUCCCAGGGGAGUUGAAGUAAGCAGUGGUGUGUCUGCUCUUAAAGAAAAAAUCUGUAGAGCCUUUAAAUCUAUCCAAUUACCGUCCGGUUUCAAAUCUUCUGUACUUGGGUAAUUGAGUGAGUGGUUGCUGAACAGCUUGGUAGGUUUCUGGAUGAAACAUUGGCUCUGGACCCAUUUCAGUCCGGCUUUCGCCCUGGUUAUGGAACCGAGACGGCUUUGGUUACCCUAACAGAUAAUCUCCAUAGACAGUUGGAUCGAGGCGGGUCGGGACUGCUGAUUCUCUUAGAUCUGUCAGCAGCCUUCAACAUGGUUGAUCACGAACUUUUCGACCACCGCCUUGCUGACAUGGGGAUUCAGGGCAGUGACAAUGGCUGCGCUCCUUUAUCUCAGGUCGGGGACAGAGGGUGGCGCUAGGGAGUGAGUUGUCGCCAUGGCACUCCUUGGUGUGUAGAGUCCCGCAGGGCGCAAUCCUUUCCCUGAUGCUUUUUAAUAUCUUUAUGCACCCCCUUGCCCAAAUUGUCUGGAGCUUUGGGCUGGGUUGUCACCAAUAUGCUAAUGACACUCAGCUUUCUGUUGAUGGACGGCCGCCCUGACUUGGCCCCGGGACACACUGAUCAGAUGCUUGGAAGCUAUGGCUGGAUGGCUGCGUGGGAGCCGGUUGAAGUUAAAUCCUUCAAAGACAGAGGUCCUCUGGCUGGUUCGAGACAACAUGGGGUUGGGGGGCCAACUCCCAUCUCUUGCAAGGGCUCAGUUAGUGCAAGCCCCUUCUGUCAAGAGCAUGGGUGUAACAUUCUAGGCCUCCCUUUCCAGGGAGGCGCAGGUUGCAGCCACAGCAAAACUGGCAUUUUUCCAUCUCCGCCGUAUUAAGCAGUUGGUCCCUUCCUUUCUCACCCUGAUCUGGCCAGUGAUCCAUGCAGUCCCCUCCAGGCUUGAAUAUUGUAACUCGCUCAACGCAGGGCUGCCCUUGCAGCUGGUCCUUGCAGAGGGAUCACAUUCAUCCAGUGCUUUACCAGCUGCACUGGCUCCUGGUGGAGUACAGGGUCAGGUUUAAGGUGCUGGUUUUGACCUUCAAAGCCCUAUGCGGCCUAGGACACUUGUACCUACGGGACAGUACAUCUCCUGGUAUGCCCCAGAGGACCUUAAGGUCCACAAAUGACAUUUUGUAGGUUCCAGGUCGCAAGGUGACUAGAUUGGUCUCAACUAGGGCCAGGGUUUGGACUCAGUCUGACCCUAAUGUUUCCCUGCUUAUGGUCUUGAUUUAUUGGCUAGUUUAAAAUGAGACUGCAUUUUAACCUGUAUUUUAAAUUGGUCCCCCCCCCUUCCCCAGUUGUGUUUUUACUGCGAUUCUAUUGGUGUUAGCCGCCCUGAGCACGACUUUGGCUGCGUAUAAAUAAAAUUUAUUAUAUCGAACAAAA